AUGCGCUCGAUUGAGUUGAUCUUGCUGAUUACCUUUAUAGGCGAACCGAGUCCUUUGUCGUCUCCGUUGAGUCCCCUCUCCGAAUCGCCCGAGUCGUCGGAGGAGUCAGGCUUUUGCACCCUUUCCCUACAAACAGACCAGCCCUUGCGGAGCUCGGUAGAUAGUGUUUCGUCGGGAUAUGACCCUCUCGCUAGAUCUCCGUUGUUCGAGAGCGAGCAUGGACUCGGCCCAACCGGUCUCGAUCGUAUACGACACCAGCCUUCGCGGGUACUGACACUUCCCAAUCUGUCAACUUCGUCGUUGGCUCCGAUGAGCUCCGUCUCACGUCCUUCCCCGUCACCACGCUCAAGUUCUUCAUCCCGUGCGCAUGCCGGCCGCAUGUCGAUGAGCCAGGCUUUUGGUGACUUGGAGGACCUGCAUCGGUUCCCCCUGGAAUCAUUACACUCUUUUUCAUUCGCGCAACAAUCGGAAGAGCUGCUACACAGCCGACAAAAUAUUCUCAAGCGAUCGAUUGAUUUCAUGCGCGAUCGCAUGGGAUGGGCCGCCAGCAACCCGGGACUCGCCAAUGCCCAGGCGAAUGCGAUGGGUGACUCGGACAUGCAGAGCAUGAUGGAUCUUUUGACGCGAGCCAAUGUUCUCGAGGAAGAGCAAGCCCAUAUGCGCGCCCCUCUGACCGGACCUGCCGAUGGCCUUCUCGGACCAUGGAUCCCCCCAAGCAGCUCUCGGGAUAUGUCCUCCCCGGAUUUCCCGCCCCCAGGAUACCAGGCCACAUCCGACAGCUCGCAAAUGCUGAGUCCCACCCCCAGCGACCGCAUCGCACAAUCCAGAAAGGACCUGAUAUCGGCUCCGACGUCCCGGCGCGUAAGCUUAAAACGUACAUACACGGACCUCAACUCUGUCUCCCUCAAAAGCAAGCUGAUGGAGACUCUAGCGCAACCAUAUGCAUCUGCCGAUCCCUUUGGCUCGCUGAGUUCCUCGACCGCUGGAUUGGGAUUUCCGAUGCCAGCCCUACACACCCACAGCAGCAAGUGGACCCCCGUCUCCCAGGCCGUUUUUCGGACAGAAGCCCAGGCGCCAUGGACCAUUUUGGCCGCGAACGACCUCUCAUGUCUUGUAUUUGGAGUCACCCAGUCCGAGGUUCGUCGGCUCAGCAUCCUAGAGGUCGUACAAAAGGAUCACAGGAAGUGGCUCGAGGCCAAGCUUCGGGACCCCAGCACUGAUGCCGCAGCCCGCGCGCCACUGCAGCCCGAGAGACCGAACAUUCGGGCCGUCAACCCAAAGUAUCGGGGUCUUGGAAAUGGGGUGACUGCGCAACUGCUCAGUAAACCAUCAUCUCGUGAGAAGUCCCGCAGAGCACAGACCGAUGAUGGAUAUGGGUCGAGCACGAGAAAUCCUCGCAACCCCAACCAUCCGGCUAACAAGUCGCGGGGGGUUCUGUUAUGCGGCGAUGUUGUUCCAAUCCAGAAGCGGAAUGGCACCAAAGGGUCAGCCAGCGUUUGGGUGAUGGAGAAGCGUGGCGGCCUCAUCUGGGUCCUCGAGGAGAUCACAGAGAACUUUGCAUCUGUUCAUUGCGACGAAUCCUGGAAUGUUGUGGCCGCCGACGGAGACGUGGACAAGAUCUGGGGCCCCCAUGUAAUCCGAUCGGGCCAAUCCAUCACUGAGAUCCUGCCUCGCCUGCCGACCGACUGCCUUCAAAUAUCGCCGGAGAAGGGGCUAGCCAAGAUCACCGAUUUGAAGCAUUUUGCUGCUCUCACCGCAGCCGGCGUGUGUAUCCCGGUCACCGUGGGCAAGUCUGAAGAAAGUCGUACUUUGCAAGUGUCGAGCUUCCCGCACGUCGCGGGAAUGAUGGUGCUGUCGUCUGCGUCUUUGAAUGUGAUCAGCUCCAAUUCCGUGUUCUCUUCAGCUCUUUUUGGCCAGGACCGCCCUGAAGGACGCCAUAUCACCGAGUUGGUGCCGGGGUUCGAUGAGAUCCUGGAUGUGUUAACCGAGGAGGACAACGUGCCAUUGGUGGAUGGGAUCGUGAUCCCUGAACACAGCUUCCGUCGCGCACGCACCUUAUCCAUUCUGCGCGAUGGCAAGGCGAAUGCCGCGUCAGUAUUCACUGAGCCGAGUGGCUUGCUGGCGAAGCACCGGGACGGCUCCACUAUUGUGGUCGACAUUCAAUUGCGGGUCGUCAAGAGCGGUACCUUUUUCAGCAAGGAGCCUGUCGAGAAAAUCGAGGAACGCUCCAGUGACUCAGAGGACAGCGACGACACGGUCGCAGUCACUGAGCUGGUGUACGCGCUGUGGAUUACUUACUCACGGCAAAUUCACGCCGCGGGGGCUGCCGCCAACCUCUCCUCCUCAUCACUGCCGACCUCCAAGCCCAACUCCCCCACUCCUCAUUCCGCCAAUGCUAAGGACGACGCCAUGGUCGGUCUGACCAACGACACCAUGGCUCCUGCACCUGCCAGCACCACUGUGGAGGUCCAGGCCCCGAGCUCCACUCUCAGCCAGCAGCUCAGCGAAGCCGCCUCUCAGCCUCUGACAGAUCGUCCCGUGCAGCCGGUGCCUGAAGUCAAACCCGCCAAUGCGAAGAAGGACAUCCCGCAAAAGCGCACCAUCAAUGAUUAUGUGAUCCUGGAAGAAAUGGGCCAGGGCGCCUACGGCCAAGUGAAGCUGGCGCGACUCAAGAAGAAUCCGAACAAGAAGAUGGUUCUCAAGUACGUGACCAAGAAGCGUAUCUUGGUGGACACCUGGACUCGAGACCGUCGCCUUGGCACUGUCCCUCUCGAGAUCCACGUCUUGGAUUUCCUUCGCCGCGAUGGGUACAAGCACCCCAACAUUGUCGAGAUGGAGGGCUUCUUUGAAGACGACAUCAACUAUUACAUCGAGAUGAUCCCCCAUGGACUCCCCGGCAUGGAUCUCUUCGACUACAUCGAGCUGAAGGCCAGCAUGGACGAGUCCGAGUCCCGCAACAUCUUCAAGCAGGUGGUGAGCGCCAUUUACCACUUGCACACCAAGGCCCUGGUGGUGCACCGCGACAUCAAGGACGAAAACGUUGUUUUGGACGGAGAAGGACGGAUCAAGUUGAUCGACUUUGGCAGCGCAGCCUACAUCAAGAAUGGUCCGUUUGAUGUCUUUGUGGGCACCAUCGAUUACGCUGCGCCUGAGGUUCUGCAGGGAAAGUCGUACCGCGGCAAGGAACAAGAUAUCUGGGCCCUGGGCAUUCUGCUUUACACCAUCGUCUACAAGGAGAACCCGUUCUACAACGUCGACGAAAUUCUCGACCAUCCCCUCCGCAUUCCCUUCAUCCCCUUCUCCGAGGAUUGCAUCGACCUGAUCCGCAAGAUGCUCGACCGCGAUGUCGACAAUCGCCUCACCAUCACCGAGGUGAUGGAGCACCCCUGGAUGACCGAUUCUUAA
Messenger RNA from Penicillium argentinense, 3405 nucleotides. Its product is annotated as serine/threonine-protein kinase. The transcript is spliced from 4 exons. The record is from RefSeq and is a predicted model, not a curated record. Gene Ontology annotation, molecular function: ATP binding; protein serine/threonine kinase activity. Gene Ontology annotation, cellular component: cytoplasm; cytosol; nucleus. Gene Ontology annotation, biological process: intracellular signal transduction; protein phosphorylation; negative regulation of glycogen biosynthetic process. Lineage: Eukaryota; Fungi; Ascomycota; Eurotiomycetes; Eurotiales; Aspergillaceae. Bases 1 to 3405 code for a protein of 1134 amino acids.